This is a messenger RNA of Adineta steineri, 888 nucleotides long. The record is from the annotation of a GenBank genome assembly. Lineage: Eukaryota; Metazoa; Rotifera; Eurotatoria; Adinetida; Adinetidae.
AUGUUUUCUUUUUUUUUUCUUAUCACAGCUAACAAUGGAUAUGAUGUUGAAAGUCUAACAGAUAGUCAAACAUGGACAUAUAAUGACCGAGAAGCAAAUAAAAUUGAACAUGAUUAUCCACAACGAUAUCAACAAUCACCAACAAAUGAUUUCUUAGCAUCAUCAUAUGAUGCUGGAAAUUUAACAAAACAUUAUGGUUUAUCAUCAAGUUUAUAUGAUGAUGAACGUGAUUAUUCAUCAACACUUCCUCGAUCUGUUGCUCCUCAUCCAACUAGUACACCAUUUUCACCAUCAAUAUCUUUAACACCACGUGAUGGUAAUGGUCAUACAGGUGAUAAACCUCAAAAAUCAAAAUCAUUCAUGAGUUCACUUAAACAUUUAACAUUACCUCGACGAAAACAUCAUAGUAAAAAUAAAUAUGAUACAAAUAUGAGUUCACAAGCAAGUAGUAUUACACAAUUAAACAAUUCUCUUCAAUCACCACAAACAAAUAUAACAUCACACAGUUUAUCAUCAGAUUAUUUUCUAUCGAGUACAAUGGAUCCAGCACCAAUUCGUCGAAGUCGUUCAAUAUCUCAAUCAUUUAAAAAUUUAUUUCGUUCAAGUUCAAAAAAGAAAGCCCAUUCAGCUAGAGCAGAUGCUUUAGGUGAAUUUGAAAAUGGUACACAUAAUUAUAUUGGUGAUAAUCGUAAUAAUUUAUCGACAUCAGUACCAACAUCAAAAAAGCUUUCAUUUCUUCAACGUCGUAAAUCAAAACAAAGAGCUAAACAACAAUCAAUAAAUUCAUUAUCAAGUUAUGAUUGUUCAAGAGUGGAAUCUGUACGAGAUACGCCUGUUCGUGCUAAUGUUGGACAUCCAGUGAUGAUGACCAAAUCACUUGUACGAUGA